Molecule: messenger RNA, 5158 nt
Organism: Schistocerca piceifrons (Central American locust)
Lineage: Eukaryota; Metazoa; Arthropoda; Insecta; Orthoptera; Acrididae
Gene: Awh
Product: LIM/homeobox protein Awh
Exons: 6
Coding region: 106-966 (286 amino acids)
Biological process (GO): regulation of transcription by RNA polymerase II; neuron differentiation
Cellular component (GO): nucleus
Molecular function (GO): DNA-binding transcription factor activity, RNA polymerase II-specific; RNA polymerase II transcription regulatory region sequence-specific DNA binding
Source: RefSeq, a predicted model, not a curated record
GACACCCGCGUGCUGCGCUGCGCUGCGUCGCGCGUCUGCGGCGGACUCACACUCGACCACGGCGGACGGCCACACACCCCUGACACGCGCCCUCAGCUGCACACAAUGAAGACGGAGUACCGGGUGUGCGCGGCGUGCCAGGAGCCGAUCACGGACAAGUACCUGCUGCAGGUGAGCGGCCGCACGUGGCACGCGCACUGCCUGCGCUGCUGCGUCUGCCAGCUCGCCCUCGACCGCCAGCCCUCCUGCUUCAUCAAGGACGACAGCGUCUACUGCAAGGCCGACUACGCCAAGAGCUUCGGGGCCAAGUGCGCCAAGUGCUGCCGCGGCAUCUCUGCGAGCGACUGGGUGCGCAAGGCGCGCGCGCACGUCUACCACCUGGCGUGCUUCGCGUGCGACGCCUGCAAGCGGCAGCUCUCCACGGGCGAGGAGUUCGCGCUGCACGAGGACCGCGUCCUCUGCAAGACGCACUACCUCGAGACACUCGACGGCGGCAGCACCUCCUCUGACGAGGGCGGCGAUUCGGAGAGUUACCACAAGAACAAGGCGAAGCGCGUGCGCACCACGUUCACGGAGGAGCAGCUGCAGGUGCUGCAGGCCAACUUCCAGCUGGACUCGAACCCGGACGGCCAGGACCUGGAGCGCAUCGCGCAGAUCACUGGCCUGAGCAAGCGCGUCACGCAGGUCUGGUUCCAGAACUCGCGCGCGCGCCAGAAGAAGCACCUGCACACCGGCAAGAUGAAGACACAGAUGCACCACGCGCCGCCGCCGCUGUCUCGCGACGCUGAAGCCGCGGCGACGUUCGGCCGGCACAUCAACCUGCAUCUCACCUACUCCUUCCAGGCGCAGCAGCCGCCGCCGCCCAAGGCCGCCGCCGCCGCCCUCUUCGUGCCGCACGCGCAAGACUCUUCGAUGGACGAGCUGUCCUCCGACUCGAUGGUGCAGUGCAUGCGCGGCGAGGUAUGAGACGCGCCCACGGCGCUGGCGGGGCACCUGGACGACGGGUGACUGCUGGCGCCGCGCGCGGCCGCCGAUCGAAGCUGCCUAUGACGCCCACUGCCGCCUCGCUCGCUCGGUGCCGUCUCCGUUAGUGGACGGACUGCGCGUCUUACUAGGGGACGUGAUAAGCAAGCUACUCGUCCACGUUACACACUGGCACCACAAGGACUGCUGGAAACGCUAAUACUUGGUUAUCCUUCUCACUGUUUUUGUUACUGAUCGUCCUGUACUUGAAAGCUGAAAUAUGCGAACGAUUCUUGCCUUAAUUGUAAACCAGUAACUUAUGUCUAUGCUGCUAGACUUAGUCUGUACGAUAAAAGAAGACUGUCAUUGUCUGUGUGGCUCCUACAUAAUUUAUUUUUCUUCUGUAGUCGUUAAUUCGCCACAGAUACUGAUAGAAAAAACGUACGUUAAGAUGAGACCUUCAGUUUUCACGUCUUGAGUUCUGAAGACAGUCUCAGGCGUGUAAUAGUGCUGCUGUGUAUAUAUGAGCUCACUGCAGUCUUUAGGAACUAUGAUCUAAUCGACGCAAAGAAAAAGCUGUCCUCUUCAGAAUAUCGCUUAAAUGCCACAAAGUAUCGCCACAGAGCUGUGCAUUGCACAAACUGCUGGAGGAUAUGCCUUUACUAUUUUGAUCACGCAAAUGUAACCUCGUUUCAGAAGAUAUCGUAUAUAAAAUGUGGAGCGAGCUUUUCUCCAAUUAUCUGCCAUCCGUGCUUUUCACCAUAGUGUAACAUCAGUGUAUUAAAUGGAAUGUCAAAGCUUUGCUUAAACUCUUGUAUAAACAUUGACUUUAUUUAAGUCACUGCAUUUUGCCGGGAACUGUCCGUUCUGAAAAAGAUAGAAUCCUGCGAACAUUUCUUGUACUGUUUGAAAUCAGCCUCAAGAACCUAAUAACCGGCAUGAGUGAAUUUCUUAUACAAAUGACUGUAUCCAGUGACUGAAAACUUUUUUGAAACUGUGUUUCUGUUUCAGAAGCCAAGAUAUUAUCUGUUGAACUGUGUACAGUACUUGGAUGUUAAAAAGUUCUAAAAAGUUAUUUACUAAGCUUUCCGGUAUUAAUGUAUUCUCUACCUGUAGAAUCUUACAUGUUUGACUAUUUAGUCAUUUGGUAUGGAGACUAUCAGUGUAAUUAUAAACAAAUGCUUACUGCAGCCCUCAUCACAUUUGUCGACAAGGUGUUAAUGUACUCUUCGCCUUCGUUGUCAGUUACCAGUUUAACAAUAAAAUUGUCGUCGUUCUCAUCUUAAGAUGUAUACAGUAUCUCUUGAGAUGCAAGAAGCAAAAAUUAAAAUGUUUUCUAUGUAGUUUACUUACAUCCAAAGCGUAAGAAAAUUAAUCUUGCCAUACUUAUUGACUUGUGAUACUGUUUAUGUUCGCCUACUUUGAAAUCUAGGUGACUGUGGUUUUCAUUUCGGCCUCAAAGUACCUAUCUGUGGUUAUUCAAUUUCAUAUAUCGUGAUGUACGAAAUUUUUUGUGGAUUGAGUGUUAGAAUCUAAUUAAGGUCUUAGUUGCAAAAUUCCUAAUUUAACACUGAUGACGCCCUCGAGGUGAAUAAUGAUACGCCGUUCAUCUUCAGUCUUUCUACAAUUAUUCUGGUAGCGUUACUGGCCACGAAAGCCAGUGCCAACCUAACUACAUAAAUUCCAACGGAGAGAUGCAAGCGAAUGAAGGCGAGUGAGAAAAUUAUGUUCCCCUGCCGUGUUAUCCGCAUUAACAUGGUCAGAAAAUAAUCUAUUGAAUCUGUGCAUGUAAUUUCUUAAUUGUUGCAAACGUUUUCCUCUUGGAGUCGUUACACAUUUGAAUAACGAGUCUCUUCCAAGUGGAACAUGCCAUCUGUAUGUCCAUUGUGUAUUUGUCUUAUCCAAUACAGUGUACUUCUGCCUCUGUUCGCAUUCUCUGCCCUCAAUAGCUUGCAUUUAAUCGACAAGGGAGCUAAAGCUUACUUCAAACAUGUAAAACAUUCUCCGUAUUCUAGCACCUUCAGACAGGAAUUUCAGAUUGAAACAACUCUACACAGUUCUUAAUAUAAUAUAUUUAUUCACCUAGGCCACCUGUUUUCUGCCAGAAUCGUUGAAGGCAUCGUAGCAAGCCCUCACACAAAUGACAGUACACACAGCAAGCGUAUUGUGCUAUAUGCGCUAUGCUCAUGACUUCUCGUUCUAGCAGGAUACCGGAACCAGUGAGGCAUUUUGAAUGACAUUAUGAAUUUCUUUACAGCACUCAAGGUCCAUUGAAACGAAGAGUAUGAAGAUUGAUGCUUGUCGUGGUUUGCAGUGAAAAUUUUUCGCAAAAAAUGGCAGUAAAUGUAGUAAAUAUGGAGACCUAGGUGGCCCCCUGUCGUCACAGCGCUGUUUGCGCCCCGUUACCCAAUGUUUACGUCGCAAAGCACGUGAAACUGUACUGAACCAACUUUCGUAUUUAGCACAUUCUCUUGUGAAACUUUUCGUUGCAAACCGCAUCAUGAAUCAUUAUACCCUACAUUUCAAGGACAUGACUGUGUUACAGUUGUAGCUACUUGCAAUAAUAACACGUAGCUGUCUCAGUUUCUGGAUGGGUAAAAGCGAAGUUGAGACCAUAAUAAUUUCUCCUUUGUGUACCGUCACUACACGGACACCUCUUUUCGAUAUCUACAACACUUUAAGAAAUAUUUGUGUUACUAGCUGAGGUGACACGCCGGGAAGCCUGGACCAAUGCUGCAUUUGACCGGGUGCGACGUACCCUUUCUCUGGGCCACUGGACGUACAAAAGCAAAGAUGGAAGCUAUUUCGUUGGAUUUUGCCCCUGACAGUGGAAAAGGCGUCGACUGCGUCACAGUGGAAGAUAUUUUGCGAACAUUACAUAUUCUGAAACCAACCACAGCGUCAUCAGUUUAUUCUAUUUAACAGAAACAAAUUGUCAAACAUAUUCUGACCGCCACUGGGACACAGACUCGACAUUUGAUGACAGUGCAGUAUUUUCAAAACAACUCUCGCUUCUUGAGAUCAUCCAUGACAACGAAGUGAUUUGUCAGCCUGCGACACUGAACCUUCUGUUUUCCUUUUUUCGUGCCCUGUAUUUCAGACCGGGCGAUGGGAUCCAAAAUUAAGGCAGUGGGAUGGCAUUCGGGAGGAGUGGGAUUCAGAUUCCCGUCGACUCACUCCAAUUUAGCAUUUUCUAAAUCGCUGAAAGCGUAUGGCGGGAUGGAUCCUAUGAAUAGGACACUGCCGAUUUUGUUGUGAAGGUGCCUGUGAGGAUGUAUUGAUUGGUGCUAAUAGUGGAAGUUAAUGGGCAAAGUGAGCAGCCGUGGAAAAUCGCUCUCUUAUGUAAGUACUGUCAUCCGUAAUAUGCAAUACAUAAUGCAUACUCCUCAAACAACACUGUUGUAUCUUCAGAGCAUUAUUUCUGGUAGAUUGCUUUUUGUAGAUUGUUGUAGAUGUUCACUGCAUCCUCCUCCGCGCGGGCAUUUCAACCACAUCAUCUUAACCUUCUUCAAUACCUACAAUUUUUCUCUUGUAUUUCAACUGCAAUCUUGCCUUUGCAUUCGUAAUUUUCUUUCAACCGAGCAUGUUCUGCUCCAGUAUGGAAAUAUGUCGUUAAUUCUAACGGUUGUGUUUGCACGCACUCACUCAUUUUCUUGAAUUCUCGGUUGAUUUUUAGCAGUAAUCCGUUUUUGUUGUAACAAUAGUCUUAUUACUGAUGUUCAUCGAAAGCCAGACGGUUGCAAGAAAAAGCAUUCAUUCCUUAUCAAACAAAGGUCCGUUCAUGUGAUGCUCAGAAGACCUUCAGAGGAACAGUCUAAACAAAGCAGAUUUGUGAGAUUUUGCUUGAAGUAUCAGUCCUGUAACCAAAAUUUUACUUUAAGUCUUAAUGUAUCUGCGUGUAUAAUGAUAAGAUAAUGCAUAAAAUAAAUAACGUUCUUCCAGAUUAAAAUUUUUUGUCUUAAUAUAAGACGAAUUCUCGAAAAAAGACAAGAUGAUUAACGCUACAAAUUUAUUACUUGCCACAUCAGUAUUUUUAGCAAUCGUUUAAAAUAUCUGAACCUGAGGUCUCCAUACUAAAGGCACAUAUAGAGCAAUUUCUUUCUAAUUACAAAAAUGUUACUAAGUUGUAAUGUCACUGUUUCAUCUUAGCCUGAGAAUUUCACCAGUCUGUGCUAUAGUGUUUUGUAUAUAUUCA